GUCCACACCAGUUACUCGACGACAACCGAUCGAUGCUGCGUCAACUUGCGCGCAGUAGUGCCGCCGGUCGACGGCAUGCGCUUCGUGCCAUCCAGAAGCCGCAUGAAGCACAUAUCAUGUGGCAUCAUCGUGCAGCAUUGCAGCCUCUAUCCCUGCGGCUGCUACAUGCCACGGCGCCCAUGCUUCGCACCGACGCGAUCGAGCUCGUGUAUCAAAAGAAGUCGCCGCUUGAACACGUCCUGCUCCGACCUGGCAUGUACAUUGGGUCUGUGGAAUCGACGAAAGAUACCAUGUGGGUGUGGAACAACCAGGAAAAGCGCAUGACCCAACGAGCCAACCUCGAGUACACGCCCGCGCUAUACAAGAUCUUCGACGAGAUCCUCGUCAACGCCGUGGACAACAAGGUCCGCGACGACACCAUGUCCCGACUUGACGUGACCAUCCACCCUGGCUCGUCGUCCUCUUCCGACCCGCCCCGCAUUUCCAUCUUCAACGACGGCAAAGGCAUUCCCGUCCAAUUCCACAAACACGAACAGGUAUACGUGCCCGAGCUAGUGUUGGGCCACCUUCUCACGGGCUCCAACUUUGACGACGCCACCGCGCGGCUAACUGGUGGACGGCACGGCUACGGCGCCAAGCUGACCAACAUUUUUAGUACCGAGUUCACAGUCGACACUGGGGACGCCCACACGGGGCUCCAAUACACGCAAACGUGGCGGCACAACAUGCGAGAGCGCGGGGACCCCGUCGUCGUGCCGUACACCGGGCCCAACUACACGCGCAUCACAUUCGUGCCCGACCUCAAGCGAUUCCAUGUGGACUCACUCACUCUCGACAUGCAGCAAGUUCUAGAGAAACGCGUGGUGGACGUCGCGGGGUGCCUCACAAAUGUGUCCGUGUCGCUGAAUGGCGAGGUCGUGCCGCUGUCGGGGUUUCAACAGUACGUGCAAUCGUACUGCCCAUCUAUCGCCACCGACGACGACGAAGAGGCGGCGGUGCUGUACACCAAAGUCAACCGGCGGUGGGAAGUAGCGGUGAUGCCAUCCGACGGCGGGUACUCGCAAGUGAGUUUUGUGAACGGGAUGACCACGAUUCGAGGGGGGACCCAUGUCCAGAUCGUGUUGGACCAGCUGUGUCGGCGGGUGGCAGACACCGUCGCUGCGCGGCACCGCGACCUCCCGCCCCUCCAGUCGUCUCAGAUCAAGCCCCACCUCCGUCUCUUUGUCAAGGCGUUAGUGGAGAACCCAACGUUCGACUCGCAAAUGAAAGAAUGUCUCACGUCCAAACCCGAAUUCUUUGGGUCCAGCUGCAUACUCACGGAGCGGUACGUAAAGCAAGUGCUGGCCUGCGGCAUCGUCGAGCGCGUGGUCGGCGCCCUCAAGACCAAGCAACGCACGGCACUUCUCAAGAAAGUUGCCAAGAAAUCUAACACGGUGCAAGUGCCCAAGCUUGAGGACGCCAACUGGGCAGGCACGUCCAAAGCACACAAGUGCACGUUGAUUUUGACUGAAGGCGAUUCAGCCAAAGCGCUCGCGGUCGCUGGCUUGAGCGUUGUGGGAAGGGAUGCAUAUGGCGUGUUCCCGUUGCGGGGAAAAUUCCUCAACGUCCGCGACGCCACCGACACGCAACUGACAAAAAACGCUGAAUUUAGCCAUCUCUGUACGAUCUUGGGGCUCAAACUCGGGCUCAAGUACGACACUUCUGCCGAACGCGCGACGUUGAGAUACGGCCAGGUGAUGCUCAUGACGGACCAAGACCACGACGGCAGCCACAUCAAGGGUCUGCUCUUGAACUUGUUUCAUUCAUUUUGGCCGGCGCUGUUGGAAGCCAACUACGUCAGUGCCUUCCUCACCCCUUUGCUCAAAGUCCAUCCCUCCGUGGCUUCCAAAAAGCCAGCAUUGCCCUUCUUCAGCAUGCCCGAGUACGACCAGUGGAAAGCCGACCAUCCGUCUGUGAAACACUCGGUCAAGUACUACAAAGGGCUAGGUACGAGCACGUCCAAAGAAGGCCAAGAGUACUUUGACGCGUUAAACGAUCACCGGGUCGAGUACACGUCGACAAGUCCGGCGGAUGGCGACGCCCUUGCGAUGGUGUUUAGCAAGGACCGUGUCGCAGACCGCAAGCAAUGGCUGCGGCAGUCCAACCCGCUUGACUUUGUGUUUGAACGGGUGGCCAGCAUGUCCCUUGGGCAGUUUGUGCAUGCCGAAUUGAUCCAGUACUCCCACGCUGACAACAUCCGGUCGAUUCCGAACGUGAUUGACGGACUCAAGCCGUCCCAGCGCAAGGUAUUGUUUGCAUGCUUUCGACGGCACUUGGUCAAGGAAAUGAAAGUCGCCCAACUGGCCGGGUACUGCGCCGAACACACGGCGUACCAUCACGGCGAGGCGUCGCUAUUGAGCACGAUUGUCAACAUGGCGCAGGACUUCGUCGGCUCCAACAACGUGCCACUGCUGGUUCCGUCUGGUCAGUUUGGCACGCGGCUCCAGGGCGGGAAGGACGCGGCGAGUGCCCGGUAUAUCUUUACGCACCUCCAGCCGUACACGAGGCUGAUCUUUCCGGCGGCGGACGAAACGCUCUUGGAGUACGUGCACGACGACGGCGUACCCGUAGAGCCCGUGUAUUUCGUACCGAUUCUGCCCAUGUUGUUGGUGAACGGCGCCGACGGCAUCGGCACGGGGUGGUCUACUAGUGUGCCGAGCCACCACCCGAUCCAAGUGAUCGACUGGUUGCUGGCUCGAUUGAUGCAACCAAGUGACAAGUGGAGAGGCGGCAACGAGCUCGAGCCGUGGGUCAAGGGGUUCCAAGGCCGAGUGACUUCGAAACCCAACGGAUUUGGCACCGAAGGAGUCGUUCGGGUUGUGCACGACAAGAAGAAGAGCUGGACGCUGGCCAUCUCAGAACUCCCCGUGGGCAAAUGGAUCGACGACUACAAGACGUUUCUGUGGAGUCUAGUUGCCGCCAAGAAAGUUCAAACGUUCACUGAACACCACACCGACCGCACCGUGCAUUUUGAAGUCGUCGUGCCGAAGGACGACAGCGACGACGACUUGGCGGCCGGAAUCGACUGGACGAAGUGGUUCAAGCUUGAAUCCAACCUCAAUACGACCAAUAUGCACGCGUUCGAUAGCACCAACACGCUGCAAAAGUACCAGUCUAGCGCAGACAUCCUCGACGCGUUCUACCCCGUGCGACUGGCGCUAUACCACCGACGAAAGGAAUACCUAGUGGACGAAUCGACAAGAGACCUCCGGCGAUUGACGAAUCGGGCGAGGUUUGUGCAGGCCAUGGCAUCCCACGACAGUCCGUUGCGGGUGCUGUGGAGCUCGCGCCCGUCCAAAGCUCAAGUGGUGGCGUUGUUGCAGGAGGAGGGCUUUGAUUCGAGCCAAUCGUUUGCAAAGAACCAUCACGACGACCAUGAUGAUGAUGCAGAUGGAGAUGGAGAUGGCAUUCACGGGUAUAAUUAUUUGCUCAAGACGUCGUUCCUGCAGUUCACCGACGAAAAUACCACCAAGUUGUUGGCAGAAGUCGAGGCCAAACGACAGGAACUAAGUCGACUCGAAGCGACGUCCGCCGUCGAAAUGUGGCGGGGGGAGCUGGAAGCGCUCAAGGCGGCCUUGCUCUCGGCGGAUCCGCAGUAUCAUUCAAAGUAAUACAGUAAAAUACUACUGUAUACUCUGGAGUAUAGUUAGUACUCUUUGUUCUACCAGAUCGCGAUCAAUUGUUGUGAGGGACUUGACUGGCGUUGUUUCUGGCUGGCUGUGCAUG
Molecule: messenger RNA, 3765 nt
Organism: Aphanomyces astaci
Lineage: Eukaryota; Oomycota; Saprolegniomycetes; Saprolegniales; Verrucalvaceae
Exons: 5
Coding region: 33-3650 (1205 amino acids)
Biological process (GO): DNA topological change; resolution of meiotic recombination intermediates; sister chromatid segregation
Cellular component (GO): nucleus
Molecular function (GO): DNA topoisomerase type II (double strand cut, ATP-hydrolyzing) activity; DNA binding; ATP binding
Source: RefSeq, a predicted model, not a curated record